Tauraco erythrolophus (red-crested turaco) is the source of this 250-nucleotide messenger RNA. Lineage: Eukaryota; Metazoa; Chordata; Aves; Musophagiformes; Musophagidae. The record is from RefSeq and is a predicted model, not a curated record.
GUAUUACAGAGGAACACAUGGGGUCAUUGUUGUCUACGAUGUAACCAGUGCAGAAUCUUUUGUGAAUGUAAAACGGUGGUUGCAUGAAAUUAAUCAAAAUUGUGAUGAUGUCUGCCGGAUACUAGUGGGGAAUAAGAAUGAUGACCCAGAGCGAAAAGUGGUGGAAACAGAAGAUGCCUAUAAAUUUGCUGGGCAGAUGGAGAUCCAAUUGUUUGAGACCAGCGCCAAAGAAAAUAUUAAUGUGGAAGAG